This is a messenger RNA of Pipistrellus kuhlii (Kuhl's pipistrelle), 1540 nucleotides long. RefSeq names its product LY6/PLAUR domain containing 6B (gene LYPD6B). The coding region runs from base 514 to 1023 and encodes 169 amino acids. The record is from RefSeq and is a predicted model, not a curated record. NCBI's taxonomy places the organism in Eukaryota, Metazoa, Chordata, Mammalia, Chiroptera, Vespertilionidae. Gene Ontology annotation, molecular function: acetylcholine receptor regulator activity. The transcript is spliced from 7 exons.
GGAUCCCUGACUUCUGAUCCCUCCAGUGGCUUCCUGAUCGCAGUGGCCCUUCAACUUCUGGCCACUCCUGAGCCUACCUUCUUUAUCUGCUCUCUCCUAUACAUAUGAGCCCCAAAGACCUUCCCAAAGUCCUUUUCUCUCUCUUCUGAAACAGACAUACCCAUUUCCAUGUGCACAGCUGUUCUUUUAAGCAGGGAAUCCUGGAUCUUAAUGACUGGCGGCGACUUCCUUUGGGCACAGACCUCUGCACUGCUGGAGGCCGACACCUCACUCUCUCUCAAGCAAUCAGCAAACACUUGGGCCCCUGCUCUGAGCCAAGCCCACUGCUGGAGACAAAAGACUGCACCUGCCUUCAGGGGCUGUGCAGAGGGAGAGGGAGGCAGCCAGACCCCUCCUUCUGCACCCGCACUCUGCUUCCCCCUGAAGAAUCUGAUGUUUUGGUCUGAGUGGUGGCCUGGGCUUUGGGGGCACUCAGAUAUAUGAGUUUUGGACUUGCCCAGACCCAAGGUCAGAAUGCUGCUCUUCUGCCAUGCUCUAGCUGUAGCAGUUGUCCAGAUCUUUAUUUUCUUGGAAAACCGGGCCUUUGCCAAGAACAUCAACUUCUAUAAUGUGAGGCCUCCUCUCGACCCUACACCAUUUCCAAACAGCUUCAAGUGUUUUACCUGUGAAAAUGCAGGAGAUAAUUAUAACUGCAAUCGAUGGGCAGAAGACAAAUGGUGUCCACAAAACACACAGUACUGUUUGACCGUUCAUCACUUUACCAGUCAUGGAAGAAGCACAUCCAUAACCAAAAAGUGUGCCUCCAGAAGUGAAUGUCAUUCAAUUGGCUGCCACCACAGCCGAGAUUCUGAACAUACAGAGUGUAGGUCAUGCUGUGAAGGAAUGAUCUGCAAUGUGGAAUUACCCACCAACCACACCAACGCUGUCUUCGCCGUCAUGCACGCUCAGAGAACGUCUGGGAGCAGUGCCCACACGCUCUGCCUGCCAGCGCUUGCCUGGGCUUUCAUGCUUCCAUGGAUAUGAUGCCGCCAUUCCUGGGAGAGGCAGAGUCCAGCCCUCUGACGCACAAACUAAAAACUGUGUAAACAGUGAACUUUUGAGUGAGGACCAGUCUUGCGAUUGGUGAAGAGCAUGCAUUGGACUCCAAAGCAGAAGACAGUUGUUUGCUUCCUUAAAACGCUCUUGCAUGAGGAUGUGAGAUUCUGGAAGAAAAUAUGGCCCAGACUGAGGGCAUUAUCUGGCAUCCAGGCUUCCUGGUCGAAGAGGCUGCAUUUUGUCACUUUGGCAGGAAGGAUCCUGCCGGCACCCACAACAGACAGGCUGUAGCGGCCUAUGUCGUCCUCACCGACCAGGCCUUUGGCUGACAGGACUUCUUGACCUCAUUGACCCUUUCAGAAGCUGCAGGGUCAGAUCUUCUCUUUCUGUGGUCAGCUCAGAGCGUCUCUAGGAAGUCUAACCUUUCUCCCAAUGAAAAAGCAAUGCCUGCUUAUUGUGUGUGUGUGUGGAGGAGAAUAAAGCUUUUAAAUUAUACAAAGUAAAA